UAUCAAAUACUAUGUAGUGAGCACAAUUUAAGAUAUCUUUAACUGAAAUAGUGAGCAUUAUCUGUUAAAAAAUAAAAUAGUAUUGAAGUUUAAACUUAUUUAUUGUCAUAUACAUAUACAAUUAAUUUUUGAAAGUCUAAAAUUGUAUAAUGACUUCAACAAAUCCACUUGAACAUGAAUCUGUUACUUUAUUCAGAGAAUAUUUACGUAUACCAACAGUUCAACCAAACGUCGACUACAGUGAAUGUAUAAAGUUUCUUGAACGUCAAGCCCAUAGAUUAGGUCUCCCAUUAAACAUUUACAAUAUGGCUCCUGGCAAACCAAUUGUAAUUAUAACAUGGGUAGGACAAAAACCUGAAUUGUCAUCAAUAUUACUCACCUCGCACAUGGAUGUUGUUCCAGUGUAUUCAGAGAAAUGGAUACAUGAUCCAUUUUCUGCUCAUAAAGAUGAAAAUGGAAAUAUUUAUGCUAGAGGAGCACAAGAUAUGAAAUGUGUUGGCAUUCAAUAUUUAGAAACGAUCAGAAAAUAUAUUAUAGAAAAUCUUAAAUUGAAAAGAACUAUACACAUAUGUUUUACACCAGAUGAAGAAAUUGGAAGCAAGUUUGGUAUGGCUAAAUUUGUUACAACCCCGGAGUUUGCAGAACUAAAUAUUGGGUUUGCUCUGGAUGAAGGGAUAGCAACACCCCAUGAAGCUUUUAAUGUUUAUUAUUGUGAAAGAACUUCUUGGUAUUUAACUAUAACUUGUACUGGCCAGACUGGACAUGGUUCAAUAUUACAUGAGAAUACAGCUGGAGAAAAAUUACAAUACAUAAUCAAUAAAUUUAUGAAUUGGAGAGAAUAUGAAAAAAAUAAAUUAAUUAACAGUGAUUUAAGUCUGGGAGAUGUGACAACUAUAAACUUAACAAUGAUUAAUGGGGGAUGUCAAGUAAAUGUUGUGCCAACUGAACUAUCAGUUACUUUUGAUAUACGGUUAGCAAUUGAUGUAAAUAUUGAAAAAAUGAAGAAAACUGUACAAGAAUGGUGUUGUAAUGCGGGUCCAGGUGUCUACGUAAAAUUUAAGGAUAACCCAAUACGUGUUAGACCAACUAAAAUUGAUAACAGUAAUCCAUGGUGGAUUGCAUUCAAAAAUGAAUGUGAUAAAAUGGACAUAAAAAUCAAUACUUAUAUAUUUCCCGCAGGAACAGAUAGCAAAUUUAUAAGAAAUGUUGGCAUACCGGUUUUGGGAUUUUCUCCAAUGAACUAUACAAAAAUUUUACUGCAUGAUCAUAAUGAAUUUCUCAACGAGAAAACAUUUAUAAAAGGUUUGGAUAUUUAUUACAAUAUAAUUAAAGGACUUACAUCAGUUUAAAAUUCAAAUUAU
Molecule: messenger RNA, 1361 nt
Organism: Melanaphis sacchari
Lineage: Eukaryota; Metazoa; Arthropoda; Insecta; Hemiptera; Aphididae
Product: aminoacylase-1-like
Exons: 7
Coding region: 150-1349 (399 amino acids)
Biological process (GO): amino acid metabolic process
Cellular component (GO): cytoplasm
Molecular function (GO): aminoacylase activity
Source: RefSeq, a predicted model, not a curated record